AUGGCCUUGGCGUUUCUUUCUUGUUCUUGCAGAGACCCAAAUUCCGAAGCUGGUCCGAAUCGGUUUAUUUGCCAAGGUUAUUUAUCUUCCAGUAUAGGUGACAUCUUUAAUCAUCAUUUAGAUGUCGUGAUCAUAGUCGCUUCCACGGUUUUAAAAGAAGCUUUCGGUCUAUUCUUAAUCCGUAGAGAACGUCAAAAUAAUAGCGCAUUUUCCAAUUGGUGGAGAAAACAUCGUACUAUAGGACGAAUAUUCACAUUGCUAAGCUUCGUGGAUAUAUACUCACUGGAAGUAUUGUGCUCAAAAAUUGGAGGUAGUGAAAGUUUGAAUGCUCCUUUCUCGAAUAACAUUAAAAAUUGGAUUUUUUGGAUUGGAUUUCUUGCGUUAUUGAAAAAAGAUCUCACACCAUACAUCGAUCUAUUACCGCUGCUUGCGUUAAUCUCUGCGACAGCAGUGGUAGUAUUUAAUGGAAUUUGGAGGAUUUAUCUGUCCAUAAUGUAUUGCUAUCGCAAAAUGUAUCCAAGUGAUAAAGCUACAGGAGAUGAAGAACCACCUAUCACCAUUAAUAAUGAAAAUAAUUCUUGA
Molecule: messenger RNA, 582 nt
Organism: Dentiscutata erythropus
Lineage: Eukaryota; Fungi; Glomeromycota; Glomeromycetes; Diversisporales; Gigasporaceae
Source: the annotation of a GenBank genome assembly